AUGAUAAAACGUAUCAAGGCAACUAGUCAAAAUCUUGAAGAUCAAGAGGAUUUUGACUCGGAUGACAAUUUGCCACUGGAUCCUGGUCCUAUGAUUUUAACCGAUCUACAGCGGAGCCUUCUUGAUCAAUUGAUAUGCUUCGUUAUAACUGGUUAUUCGCAUCCGACAUUUAAUACCGAACCACUAAAAGCCUCCUACCUAGCCACAGAAACAAAUACUAGUCAACAUGACCAAAAUUCCACGCACUCGGUAUCUCUUGGAGAUGCAUUCCACAUAAGUGAUUUGUCUCACUCUUCGAUUCAAUCCGGAACGAAUUCCUCGCCUACUCUACGUCCUUUAAGGCCUGAUCAUAUAACCUUAGGCAAAGCCGAUUGCCUGAACUACCUUAUAGAUUUAGUAAUUUCCUAUCAAUCAGUUGCUGAAUAUGUGGCCAAAUAUCGCUUUUUUUCACAGAACACUCAUACUUUGAGCAAACAAGUUUCUGAUGGCGUCGCUCCCUCUAAUCCACAGAUUUUUUCAUUUCUUGCGUACGUAUUUGCAUACUUACUGAAAGAAGAGGAUACUUCUGAAUUAGCCACUACCUUAUUAGAAAAUCUUGUUCUUGUCUCCUCAGAAGCAACACAAGCUCUUAUUAUUAACGAAUACAAAGCUUCAUUGACCAGCAUCGCCACAGGCUAUUUACACAUUCCGGAUAUGACUUCUACUAGUGCGCACAAAACAUUUGCUAUCACAAGCCCAGGGCUUUCAUCUCUUUACAAGAACGAUAGACUUACAGCACACAUGAGAUUUCUAGAUCGACUUCUUUUGCUUCCGGCACCUCUUGUAAGCCGAGUUAUCCAUCUGAUAUACAAGCGCAAACUUCCAUGUGACAUCGCCAAGCUUAUUGCUCAUGUUGACUGUAACCUAGCCAACUCAAAUUCUACUAUGAUAAUGCUUGUUCGGGCACUAGAAAACUUGACUUGGAUUGAUCGCAUUAUAACAAAACGCAUUAGUGCUAUUCAUCAAAGUCAGAACGUUAAUCCAAUGCUCCCAGAUGGGAUUAGACCUGGUCUGCGUAGGCGCGACAGGCCAUUGCUUACUUCCAGAGGUGCUCCUCAUUUGAACAAUGCAAUUUUCAUAAGCCAUGAUUUAAAUGCUGAAUCUAACUCCAGGAGAGAUGCACAUCUUCAGCCAGCUCAGAGUUCUCUCGACCACGAAGAGGAGACUGAUUCGGAGUCUGAAACUGAAUAUGACUGCUGUGGGGAAAAUAAUGGGGCCAUUGCUGAAAAUAUGGAGGCCAGCGGAGCACCUACAAUUCUUACUUCAGAUCAAGUAAUGAGCCAAAUCGAUCCUAGAGACUCUCGGAUUAAUAUUUCUCUAGGCAGCGUCCUUCUCACCCAGGCGACUGUCGCUGGCUUAGCUAUGCUUCCAAUUGAGCCAAAUAGUCUUCGUAGAUCACAGGGUUUGCGCAGCAGCUUUACUCAUAGACGCCAUGAUGGGUCAUCCAACACCUGGCGUACUCUCGAUCCAAACUCUAGUGUUACUGUCCACUGUAGCACUGAUAAUGUCGAAAAUACUGUCAGAGAUGCCAUAGGUAGUCAUCUCGAAGAAGAUGGAGGGGACGAUGACGAUGAAGAUGAGGGAGAUGGUGAUGAUGACGACGAUGAGGAUGAUGGAGAUGAGGAUGAUGACGACGAUGACGACGAUGAUGAUGAAGGAGAUGUUGGGGCAGGAGAUGAUCUCGAUAAUGAGGCAGUUCCCAUCGCAGGAAGCGCUGUUUUGUUUAGAGGUGAAGAUGAAGGCAGUGCUGGCCAAGGCGGGGAUGCGGAAAAUAGCCAGGAUGAGGAUGAAGAUGAUACUGCAGGAAAUAACAUUAGAGAACUUGAGUGCAAUUUGGCCGGGGAUAAUGUGACCAGUCCAAUAGAAAGCAUUGCUAAUGAUGAAGGUUCGAUUUUAUCUAUUUGUUUACUUGUUUUUAUUGCUUGA
Protopolystoma xenopodis is the source of this 1965-nucleotide messenger RNA. The record is from the annotation of a GenBank genome assembly. Lineage: Eukaryota; Metazoa; Platyhelminthes; Monogenea; Polystomatidea; Polystomatidae.